This is a messenger RNA of Capsicum annuum, 1917 nucleotides long. RefSeq lists its product as uncharacterized. The coding region runs from base 1 to 1917 and encodes 638 amino acids. The transcript has 13 exons. Lineage: Eukaryota; Viridiplantae; Streptophyta; Magnoliopsida; Solanales; Solanaceae. The record is from RefSeq and is a predicted model, not a curated record.
AUGCCACUGGCUAUUCAAGUGUGGCUAUAUGAGUAUUGUUCAAAUGUCCCACCAAAGAUUGCAUUGAAGGUUGAGAAUCGGAUUUCCCGAUUAUUAAAUUGUAAGACGAUUGCACCUCGUCCACGGUAUGAGUUUUUGAUGAAUGUUAUGUUCAAGGACAAUGGCAAGGUUGUAUUUAAGAACAUAGAGCCAACUGAAAUGGAACUGGCAAAGCUUGAAAUACCACAGAAGUAUGUAACUGAAGAUGAACGUUCAGUUGAUUCUGACGAUGACUUCCAGGAUCCACCACCAAAGAAGAUCAACGAAUGUUCAAAGAAGAAACAGAAAGUGGAUUCAUCAACUCCAGUAGCGAAGAAAUCUUCAGGGGAAAAGGUUAUUUUUCCUCAGGUACAGUCAAAGACAGAUAGUCAUAUAGAGGAAGUAGCCGUGUCAAAGCGUGAGAGUCAUAUUGAGAAAGAAACAUUUAUUUCUAAGAAUGUUUUUGAUGUAUUCUGCGAAGAGGUUCGUCAAGAGUUUAAAGGAGUUCGCGAAGAGUUUACUCGAAUUCGUCAAUUAGUGAAGAAAAAGUUCAAAAAAAUGGUCAAAGCAAUUGAACAUAGCAAGCAACAACAUGAAGAUAUAGAGGUUGAAGCACAACAGAUGGUUUAUGAUGGUGUCGAAACAUCACCACAACAAUUCAGUCCUACUGUUGAUCAGAAUUUGGAUGAGAAUCAGGAUGGUACAAAGGGGUGCACUGAUUUGGAUGCAAAUAAAACAAACAUUGAAAUUGAUUAUCAACAUUUAAUCCCUGAUGAGCUUCUCCAAAGUAUAAAUUUGGAUUAUAAUCUUUCUGAGAAGAUUGUUUAUCACGAUGAUCGAAUCACUAAUGAGAAAUUGGAUGAUACAAAUUUGUCUGAUUCGCAGUUUACAAUCCCAGAUGAUUUGUUACCAAGUCUUAAUGCAUACCGAAGAGAAAGCAUCACGAGACAUCUAUUGACAACGUCUAAAGAAGAACAAAUUGAUGAACAUUUUAAUGAUAAAAAGUCCGAAUCUGUUGUUCAAGAUCAUUGUCAGGAAAACAAAGAGAACGUUGGAUCAAGAUCUAAAGCAGACCUGCAUGGAGAGGUUGAUCUUGAUGAAACAAUUUUGCCUGAUUCACAAGACACAAUCCCUGAUGACUUGCUUCCCAGUUUGAAUGUAUACAGUAGUAAAAGCAUCAUUGUUCAUCCCUCUGCUAAUCGUGAACUUCAAACUCCUAUUCCUAAGUUAAGGAUUCGGCGACUAUCCAAAUUCAAAGAGUCACCUUACACGAUGAAAUUUGGUUCAGCUGCCGAGAGCUCGGAAGGACACAUACGUAUAUUCCCACAGAAACAUCCAUUUGUUUAUCAUCCGAUUGAUGGAAUUGUGGAUACGAAGAUUGUCAACAAGUUCAUGGAUUGGAUUUCUGAAGACCUUCUCAAAGUUCAUGCUAAAAGGCAUGUGGCACAUCUUAAUGAAUACAUAAAUGGGUUCCGUAUGCAUGCUGCUGAAUCAUCUGGUCAUUAUUCGGCUGUUCUUGAUGUCAUUGAGAAAUUAGCUGCGAUUAUUCCAUUGUGUCUCGAAUAUUGUGAUUUCUACGUUAAGAAAAGAAUUCAUGUUGAAAAUCAUCCAAGAUACAAAGACAAAGACUCCUCAGAUAUGUUUGAUGUGUUAUUUCAAGAGAGUUUGCCUCAACAACCAAGCGAAAGCUUGGAUUGUGGUGUCUAUAUGGUUACAGAUGCGGAGUGUCUUUCUUAUGGUCACAAAAUUCUUGCGAAUGAGUUCGACCCCAAUGCACUCCGUACAAGAUAUGCUGCACUUUUGUGGGAUUAUGGAACCAGAAAGCAAGACGUAAAUGCUCAUAGUGAUGUCGAAGCACCUUUGAGGCCUAUUUUUGCAGUUCCAUUUUGCAAACAAUAA